CUACUACACUCGCUAGUUUUUACGCUCAGCUUCAGCUGUACUCUCGUUCAACGACCCAAAUAUCUACAUCCGCCUAAUAUCUAAUACCACCCUCACACCCGUUUUUACACCUAUAAAAACAGAAAAACCAAAUUUCAAAAUGAAGACCUCUGCCAUCAUCGUCGCCGUCACCGCCGCUCUUGUCAGCGCUCAGGCUCCCCCCGAGGGCACCAACAAGGUGUCCUGCGCCAAGCCCAACGCCAACUACUGCCUGGGCGGCGACAUCAUCAUCCGCUGCGAUGCCAACAGCGUCGGUGUUGCCGGCCGCUGCUCCGACAACGUUGCCGGAUACCCUCCUCUGGGCGGUGUUGCUGAGUGCUACCAGAGCUCUGAGACCGCUGGUGACGCUGCUUGCCAGAAGAACUGCGUCGUCUAUGCUCAGCCUUCUUUCACCCUGCCUGCUUCUCAGUGCACUCCCAGCUUCACUGCCUCUGCCACCGCCUCUGUUGCCACUACCCUGAGCAGCUCUGUUGUUGAGAGCAGCAGCGUCAGCGUCAUCUACACCACCGUUGUCAACGGAACCGUCACCACCACUGUUCCUUGCACCACCGUCCCCGUUGUUCCCUCCACCACCCCUGCUGGUCCUGUCAAGACCACCACUCCCGCCGGCCCUGCUGGUACUGGUGUCCCUCCUCCUCCUCCUGCUGGCGGCAACAACGGCACUGCUCCCUCCGGCACCAACACCCCCGUUGGCCCUACCUCUGCCGGCCCCAGCACCAUCCCUACCAACGCUGCCGUUGCCAACCGCGCCACCGGCGCUCUGGCCGUCAUGGGUCUCGUUGCCGCUGCUUUCCUCUAAGCGAGUGGCUUUUCUUCCUUGAUCUGUCAAGUGGAAUAACGUUUACGACUGAUUUCAAAAAAUCUCAUGAGUUUGAGCAUGAUUAUAUAUGAAAUGUCUGGCGCCGACAGGGAAAAACGAGAACUUUAAUGUUGAUGGUUAUGAAGGGGGGAAAUUGGGAUGUCACUCACGUCUGACUCGGUCAUGCUCUUUUUCAUUAUUCCUUUGCGAAAGGUUGUAUAUAACGUGGUAGCAAAAGAAGAAAGAAAGAAAACAAGCCAUGAUUGGAGGGGAGAUUUAUUAUACCUUGGGAAGUUAAUCUUUUGGAUCUCGGGAGUUUGCUUUUUUAUUUUAUUAGAUAUUGAAGUAUGAUGGGGGGGAUAUACGCAUUAUACCUUUUAGCAUGUGCGAUGUCAUGCCUUGGCAACGGAAUACUAUUACUUUCAUUAAA
Trichoderma virens Gv29-8 is the source of this 1268-nucleotide messenger RNA. RefSeq lists its product as uncharacterized. The transcript has 2 exons. The coding region runs from base 140 to 838 and encodes 232 amino acids. The record is from RefSeq and is a predicted model, not a curated record. NCBI's taxonomy places the organism in Eukaryota, Fungi, Ascomycota, Sordariomycetes, Hypocreales, Hypocreaceae.